Messenger RNA from Raphanus sativus (radish), 2091 nucleotides. RefSeq names its product U-box domain-containing protein 51-like. The record is from RefSeq and is a predicted model, not a curated record. The transcript is spliced from 4 exons. Lineage: Eukaryota; Viridiplantae; Streptophyta; Magnoliopsida; Brassicales; Brassicaceae. Bases 798 to 1988 code for a protein of 396 amino acids.
UUAUAUCAAAAUUUUCAAAUUAACAAAAAACCAAUAAAUUCAAAUUAAUACAAGGUUUUUUUAACACCUUAAUACAUUUGUUUAUAAUUUAGUUUAAUACCACUAUUUUUUCAAAGGUUUCAAGAUUACUAAAUUAUACUUGUAUAAUGGAUAUUAUACUAAAUUAUACCUUAACACCUUAAUUAAAUAAAAAUAUCCCUUUGCAAAUUACAUACGCUUCAAUUUGCAAAUGGAUAAUUUAUUAAAAUCUAUUUUUAUCAUGGUUUUGAAUAUCAUUUACUUGUAUAAUUCAUUUGUUGUUGUAGGCACAGUUAAAUACUGAGUUUAUACAAUAUAAGAUAGAUGAAGGUGAAGCACCUUUACCUCUAAACGGGUCCAAGACCCAACAGAUUUGUAUUCACGAGGGGCAGGGUAACUUUGCAGCCGUUCUUCAAUAACUUGUUUCAUGGUGCUGUUUCAAAACUUGCUGCUGGUAGUUUAUUUUGUUUAUUAACAAUUUUUUUUGUGGCCUAGAGUUAGCUCACUAACACACUUUGUUGAUACCAACUCUAUUUUUAGUAGGAAGCAGUUCUCCUCCCAAAGUGGAAGGGUUUUAGUUUUUUCUUUUAUAAAAAUAUUUGUUUUAUUACAACUCUUUUAAGUCUCUCCAAAUCUCAUAUAUUGCAUCCACUCAGAUUCCUCUGUGAUCUUGGGUACGUAAUCUAAUGUUUUAUCUUUUUCUUCAAGAACCAGUGACGUGUUCAUUGGUAACCGAUAGAUUUCUCAAUACAUUCUUUAUCACAUUUUCUUGAGUGGCAAUGAUCCCGAAUCUGAGAGAAAGCAUGGAGAGAAACGAAGUAAGAGAAGGCCCUAUAGCUAUUGCAGUGGACAAAGAUAAAACUAGCUGUCAAGCUCUUAAGUGGGCAGUGGAACAAUAUAUACCACGAGACAGAACCAUAAAACUUGUUCAUGUCAUCCAAAGAUCUACAGUGAAUGCAAGUGGACACUCUACGGAUGAUGAAUUGUCUGGUAAGCAAAACAAUGAUAAAGGAAGUCGUCAGUUUCUUCCAAUGCGUUGUCUUUGCACGAGACGAAAUAUACAAAGCGAAGUAGUUAUGCUUGAAGAAGAUCAAGACGUAGCGAAAGCAUUGAUUGAAUAUAUUAGCCAGAACUUUAUUUCUACAUUCUUGCUAGGUGCCUCGUUAAAGAAGAGCAUUACAAGGCUUUUUAAGGUUGAUGACAUACCAAGUAAUGUGAUGAGAUGGGCUCCAGACUUCUGCACCGUCUUAGUUAUAUCAAAGGGAAGAUUAUCAAGCAUACGGCCAGCCACUAGGCAUUUACCUCAAGGCUUGCCACCAGGGACUGCACCUUUGUCACCACUCAGCAACACCGAUGAGGCUCCCUCUGAGAUGUCAUUGUCAAGAGAAGACGACGUUUUCUUUGAGGAGUUCUCAUCCCUUGGCACAGAUUCAUCUACUGUGAACAUUAGUGACAGGAUCAGUACUGAUAGUUCGGUUCUCUCCUUCUAUGAGAAGCUUGGGACUCCAAACAUGUUGGAGAUUCCUAGCUUCUCAGGUCUGGAGGAUGAUAAAUCCAAUCUUUCGAUAUACCUUAAUAGUCCUUCUGAUAUAAAGCUGAUGGAUGAAGCCGAAGCUGAGAAGAGAAGGCUGAAGAAAGAGCUGAAGGAGACGAUGAACAUGUACCAUGCAGCCUGUAGAGAAGCCCUCAUGGCAAAGGAGAAAGUAGCAGAGUUAGAGAUAUGGAAAAAGAAAGCAGAGAAAAGGCUUAAAAUGGCUGAAGAAACGGCAAAAAUGGCAGUCAUGAAGAUGGAGAAGAGAGAACUGGAGGUAAAGCCAAGAGUGGAGGCAGAGAUGAAGGUGAGAGUGAGUAGUAAUGACAGAAAGGUGGUUCUGGAUGCUUCUGUAGAGUCUCAUAUGGUGGUAAAAUAUGAGAGCUUGCUCCAUAUUGUAGUUGUACUUUUCUUGUUUUAUUUUUAUUUCACACUCUAGACAAUCCUCUUUCUUGUGAUUGGAGUUAGUCUGUAACAAUGUCAUCGUAUCUCCAUGACAAGUUGCUCAUAUUCAUUUUAUUGUAUAGAUCAAUCUUUUUUUA